AUGAAAAACUGUGUUUUGCAGACACGCCUGGUCGAAAGUCACACCACUGACGACUUAGCCAAAGGUCUGUCAGAAGCUGUGGAAGAUUGGAAGUUAGUGCGACCAAAUGUGACAAUACCUGUAACUACUGACAAUGCUAAGAACAUAGUUAAUGCUGUCACAGCUGCUGGGCUGGGGCCACAAAUCAGAUGUUUUGUGCAUACUAUUAAUAUAGCUGCUCAGAAAGGAAUGGCAGUGCAGAAGGUUUCCCAUCUCCUGGCAAAGAUGAGAAGAAUUGUCUCCUUCUUUCACAGAAGCAUAACAGGAUGCAAUGUGUUUAAGAAAAAACAGCAAUUGCUGCAGCUUAGUGAAAAAAAACUCAUUCAAGAUGUUCCAACUAGGUGGAACUCCUCUCAUGAUAUGAUGGAAAGAUACCUUGAACAGCAAGCUGCGGUGUAUGCUGCUAUGGCCGACAACACUGUGAAGAAGAGUAUGAAGAACAUUCAGAAUCUAACUCAGGAAGAACAUGCACUGGCUGAAAAUCUCAUUACACUCAUGAAAACCCUAAAAACUGUGACAGUCAUGAUGUGUGAAGCAUCAUCUCCAACGGCAUCCAUGAUCCUGCCACUUAAAAUGAACAUCCUGAACUCUAUGGCACAGUCUGAUGAUGACAGCCCAGCAGUGAGAGAUGUAAAAAAAAACAUCAGGGAGGACCUGGAGCAGAGAUACGCUGAUCCUGCCCUUCAGAAUUACCUACACAAGUGCACAGCUUUAGAUCCUCGAUUCAAGUCCCUGCGACACUUGGAUGAUGUCACUCAGCUGAGAGUCUAUGGAGCACUCACCACAGAGCUUGUCCUGAGCAUUGAACAAGACCAAGCCGCAGGCACCACAGAAACUGCGACCUCCGCAGAGACUCAAACAGCAAACUCUUCAGAUUCACCAUCAGCAUCUCCACCAGAGAAAAAGUUGGCCAUGAAGGAGUUGUUUGGAGAACUGUUCAUGGCACAGGAGCCAAGGACCAGGUCUGCAGCCGAAGUGGCAGAGGAGGAAAUUAACUUGUACAGGUUAGCAGACUGCAUUCCCACAGAUGAUAACCCACUGAGAUGGUGGAAGAAACAUCAGAGCUUGUACCCUCAUCUUUCCAAGUUGGCACAGUGUUACUUGGUUGUACCUGGAACCUCUGUCCCAAGUGAGAGGGUGUUUUCCACAGCAGGUGACAUUGUCACAGCAAGCAGAUCUGUACUGUCAGCAGAACAUGUGGACAUCCUAAUUUUUCUGAAGAAGAACAUGGAAAUUGAGUAAACUAUGUUUUGGUUUGUAUUUAAGUGGACCUUUUAUUUAAGUUGUUUAUGUUGUAUAUGCAGCUAAGUGCUAGCACUCCAGAAGAUGUGUUAGGGGAGGUCCAUUAAAGAGUGGUUCAUUUUAUGGGUACCUGAUUUGUUUAAUAUGCUGCUGAGACUAUACCCCAGAAUCAGGGUAUAGAAUAGCUUUUAUUUUCAUUUAUUUUUUAUUCUUUACAUGGUGGUUUUUUGGUUUUACAUGGUGCUAAGUAUGCACAACAGAAAAUAUGUGAAGUAUAGCUUUACCAGAUUUAAGUUUUCAUGUGUUUUCUGUACACCAUAGAACAAUGGUUCUAAAAUUG
Molecule: messenger RNA, 1621 nt
Organism: Polypterus senegalus (gray bichir)
Lineage: Eukaryota; Metazoa; Chordata; Cladistia; Polypteriformes; Polypteridae
Product: zinc finger BED domain-containing protein 4-like
Exons: 2
Coding region: 1-1281 (426 amino acids)
Molecular function (GO): protein dimerization activity
Source: RefSeq, a predicted model, not a curated record